This is a messenger RNA of Mucor velutinosus, 2007 nucleotides long. RefSeq lists its product as uncharacterized. Gene Ontology annotation, cellular component: membrane; endoplasmic reticulum. The record is from RefSeq and is a predicted model, not a curated record. Gene Ontology annotation, biological process: long-chain fatty acid metabolic process. The coding region runs from base 1 to 2007 and encodes 668 amino acids. NCBI's taxonomy places the organism in Eukaryota, Fungi, Mucoromycota, Mucoromycetes, Mucorales, Mucoraceae. The transcript is spliced from 3 exons. Gene Ontology annotation, molecular function: long-chain fatty acid-CoA ligase activity.
AUGUCUGUAAAACUCCAAACCAAGAAAUUAGAAAACACUGAAAAGCCUGGAUCCUCAGCCAUUUAUCGCAACGGUGUGAUACCUGAAAUCCUGUAUUCAUUGAAGCCUAAAAAGAUCAAGACCAUGUACGACUUGUUUGCAAGAGGACUUGAACUGUCACCCAACAAGGAAUGUCUAGGUAGACGUCCCUACAACAUUGAGCUAGGUCAAAGAGAUGAAGUUGUCUGGCAAACCUACACGCAAGUUUCUGACCGCAUCCACCAUUUUGGCUCCGGACUAAUGCAAAUCAUUGCAACACACACACACAAUGCCAACAAGAUUGGUAUUUGGUCUGCCAAUCGACCCGAAUGGACGAUCACUGAUCUCGCUUGUGCUACUCAAGGCUUGUACAAUGUUGCACUGUAUGAAACUCUGGGCCCAGACACGGUGCAAUACGUGAUCAAUCAUGCAGAAUUGGAAAUCAUUGUUUGCUCGUCCAACUACUUGGCUCAGCUGCUCAGUAUGAAGCAGCAAUUGCCAACACUCUCUGUCAUCAUUUUGAUGGAUACCGUGAUGAUGGAUCCGUUGGAAAAGCUGCCUGAUGGUGUUCCCAAAGGCGCCAUUAUUCAAGCGUGGGCUGCUGAGAAGGGUGUUACACUACUGGAUUUUGAGCAAGCGGAAGCAAUCGGCAUACAGCAUCCUAGAGAGCACCAUUACCCAUCUCCUGACGAUUUGGCUUGCAUCAUGUACACAAGUGGAACUACUGGUAUGCCAAAGGGUGUCAUGUUGACGCAUGCCAACUUUGUCGCUGCAGUAACAGCUACAGUGACCCUCUUUGAAACAGAUGUGAACGAAGUCGGCAUCUCGUAUCUGCCGUUGGCACAUUGCUUUGGUCGUGUGUAUGAUCUCACUAUACUGGCUAGUGGCGGCAAGCUCGGCUAUCUCUCUGGUGGUAUUGAGAACUUAUUAGACGACUGUCAAGCUGUGUGCCCUACCAUGUUUGUUGCCGUUCCUAGAUUACUGAACCGCAUCUACAGUAAACUGGCUCAAGCAUCCAUUUUUGCAGAAGGAAUCACUGGAUCUUUGUCUCGCAUGGCAGUGGAAUCCAAGCUGAGACAUCUGGCCAACGGCGAUGGCUGCCAUCAUGCCAUUUGGGAUCGACUCUUGUUUAACAAGAUGAAGCGAGUUUUGGGAGGCAAUGUCAGAAUCAUUGGCUCUGGUGCCGCUCCUCUCAGCCCCGAUGUGCUCCAGUUUUUGCGUGUUACCAUGUGCUGUGAUAUUCGAGAAGGCUACGGUGCGACUGAAACAACGGCUGCCUCGUGUCUGCAACGCAUGGGGGAUAACAAGGCUGGUAGUGUGGGUGGGCCUUACACCUGCAAUGAAAUCAAACUCAUAGAUGUACCUGAAAUGGAUUGCUUUACAACCAGCCACCCGCCUCGAGGUGAGAUUUGUAUGCGUGGACCUAAUAUUUUUAAGGGUUAUUACAAGGAUCAAGCAAGAACAGAUGAGGUGCUGGAUGCAGAGGGUUGGUAUCAUUCAGGCGAUAUUGGCAUCAUCGAUCAAGAAGGAAGUGUAGCUGUAGUAGACCGCAAAAAAAACAUCUUCAAGUUGGCACAGGGCGAAUAUAUUGCGCCAGAAAAGAUUGAAAAUGUCUAUAUCAAGAAUCCACUGAUUGCUCAGAUCUUUAUCGAUGGCAAUCCACUGCAAAGCGCUCUGAUCACUAUCGUAGUACCUAACCCCAUUGAAUUAAAGAACAUUGCCAAGAACAUUGUCCCUGAAUCUGAAUUAGAAGAUGCUAAACGCCUUUAUCAGAACGAAGACGUCAAGAAAGCUGUGCUGGAUCAAAUGAAUAGAGAUGGUAGAGCAGCAGGACUGCAUGGCUACGAAGUGCCCAAAGCCAUCUAUCUGGAAUACAAUCCGUUCACUGUGGAAAAGGACCUUUUGACACCUACACUCAAAGUUAAGCGACACCAAACCAAACAGUACUAUGCAGAUCAGAUUGUCGCCAUGUAUGCUACCUUAAGCUAA